Messenger RNA from Lepidothrix coronata (blue-crowned manakin), 7553 nucleotides. RefSeq names its product chromosome unknown C15orf39 homolog (gene PRMT2IP). The record is from RefSeq and is a predicted model, not a curated record. The transcript has 5 exons. Bases 3028 to 6075 code for a protein of 1015 amino acids. Lineage: Eukaryota; Metazoa; Chordata; Aves; Passeriformes; Pipridae.
CCGAGCGCUCCCCUCCGUGCCCGCCGAGCCCCCCCCCGGCCCCGCAGCGAUGCUCCGGGAGAGGCACCGCGCCGCAGCCGCAGGGGUCUGCGAGCACCGGGGCCCCCCAGCCUUGACCGUGGCCAACCUGGGACGUGACAUCGAUGGUUCGGAACGGGAUCGAUGCGUUUUGGAGGUGUUUUAAUCCCCUAAAUAGUAAGGAAUUGAGCCCUUCUGGCGGCUACUCAAUGCUCCGUGAAGUUUGUUUUUUUUUUUUUAUAUGAAAGUGAAUAUUCCUGGAGAUUUUGAACUUAAUUCUCAGACAAGCCAUGGCUUGGUGCACGCAUUCCAUGAGGAUACUGCCUUAAAAACCAGCUGGCUUGGUCCAAGGGAAGGCUCUGACUCGGCAUUUGCCCAACUGGGAGAAGCUCAGGAGCUGCAAACUUUGUGGAAGAGGGGCAAGGUAUGGAAUGAGGCAGCCGGGACCGCUGAGGCCUCUUGUUUGUUCCCCCGAAUGAUCAAAGCGGGGGGUGGGAGCGUUGCCGGUGAUCUCAUCCAAACCCGCAGGAGAGAUGGGAAAGGUGGAGAGACGGGAGAAGUAACCUCCUCGGCUGGGUCCCAAAAGUCCCCGCGAUUGUGAAACCGGGAUUGCCGCCGGCCGGGAAUGCGCCCCGUUACCGGUGGAGAAUCCGCUGGUCGAGGGGGGACCCCGGGGAACUGCACCCCCGCCAGCGACCCUCCGCCGCGGCACCUCGGGGGUGGCUCCGUGGGGCUGGGGAUGCUUCGUGCCAGCGGGUUUAGGAGCUUUUGGGGGUCUGUUGCUCGAGUCCUGCGGGCUGGCUGAGAGCUGGCGGCUUUUUCUUGGCAUCACGUGGCGAUGGAGGAGGCGGGAGACUGCGGUGAGAGGCUCCCACUUAGGACAUCGCAUCCUGGGCAGGAAAUUCCGGGGAGCCGUGUGCUGCGCCUGACUGCCCCGCUGAUAACAGACACGGACGCAUUGUUGGGAGCUGUCGGAGAAGAAAAGAGAUGUCUACAGUGUUCCCAGCAGCCUUGGCAGGCCAAGGAGCCUCGGGGAGGGGGAACAGAAGCCCUCCUGUGCCCGUUGGACACCCGAAACGUGGCAGAUAAAAGUUUUCUGAGGCCCGUGGGAGCUUAUCAGGGAGGUUUUGCUGCUCGGGCAGCACGUGUUUUUCUGCAUUUGGUUUUACUUUUACUCCCUCCUGACCAAACCCGAGAAGAGGAAGGGGGGAAAAAAAAAUCAAAAAGCAUUUUAAAAAAAGAUGAAUAACGGGUUGUGUUUAAUCCACGUCCUGCUUUUCCCAGCUGUGGGGUUUCAGAACUGCUGACUGCAUUUGUUGGGUUCACUCGGGCAUCCCCCCAGCCCUGAUUCCCACUUAUCCCUCUCCUCCUCCACCUCCACCGGCUGAAAGGGGAUAGUCCCAGAGGGAAAAAGCUGGUGGUGACAGCAAAACUGGAGCUGUUUUCUUGAGAUGGUGCAGAUGUAGGGAUGGCACCCCCUCAGCGAAGCCCCGGUGGAUUUCAUGGAAAGAGUGAGCCCAGGAGUGUCGUCACCCUAAUGAGGUUAAUGAGCUUAACCCCGUGAGACAUCAGAGAUUCCAAGUGCCUGGCUCGGGCCGCGGGGCAUCCCUCCAGCAAGGCUGGAAGUCGGAUCUGGGUGAAACAGGGCAGUUGCAUCAUGCCCGGUGGCAUCAGCUGGGUGAAGGCAGGGCUGGUGUCACAACGUCCCCACGCACAGGGGGUGGGGGUUGUAGAUCCCUUGGGUUUGGGGGAAAGGGGAAAAAGCAGUGGGGAAACGUCAGGAGUCACAAGAUCCUGGGUUUCUGUUCUGGCUUGUCCAACCUCGGCGUUGUCACAGCUGGGAAGGAAUCCCGUGCCUGCAUCUCUCUCCCACGCAGCAUCUCCUAGGGAGAUGGCUUUAAACAACAGCCUCCUGAGAGAUCCUUCUUGGAAGGAAAAUAACCCAGUUUGGGAUUUUCCCUGAGCUUUUUUCAAUUUGAAGGGAGCUGUUUUCCCUGGAUCUAAGUGCUGGCAAAUUUAAUUGGUACUGGGUGUCUUAGAAAUGACCCUGAGGAUUUAUCAUGAGGAUAAAGCUGUUGGAAACGAUGUGGGGGAGCUGCUUCCGAGGGUGCAAGUGAGAAAGGAAGCACUGACCCUCUGAUGGGGGUUUUCAGAGGAUUCCAGGGAAGCAGCAUCCUCACUGGAAAGUAAGAAAUUGUUGAAGUUUGGAUAAGAAACCCAACAGAAGAGAUAAGCAGAGAGUGUAGCUUCAGUUGUGCUUUUUUGGGGUGAGCUGGGGUUGGGGAGAGGCAGAUCAUCCCCUGCUCCCUUCCAGGCAGAGCUGCUUCACCACCGCCACCGGGUCCCUUAUCUCCCCCCACAAGUCUUCUCAUUAUCUGCUCCAUUUCCCCUGCUGUAGAUGUGGCUUUUGUCUUAUCUCCAUGUGCUUUUCCUCCAUUUCCUCGUUGGCUCCUCUACUAACUCUCGUCACAAAAGGAAAAAAAUAACAUGGAGGAGAUCCUGCUGCAGCGAGUCCAUCCCUGGGCUUGGGGAUGUUGGGCCGUGCUGGGAAAUACGGGGGGAUGUUUGCCCAUGUUGGGAGGGUGCUGUGCCGGUGAUGCUCAGGUGGGUCUUGGGGCUUGCUUGGGUGAUUUACAGGAUGUUCAGGUGAUGCUGGGGGGUACUGGGUGAAGGUCCUGUGAUGCCCUUAGUCCUGUGAUGCUCAUGUGUCUCAGUGGGAUGCUUAGGAGAUGCUGGGCAGUGCUGGGGAGGUGCUGGGUGAUGCCAGGUGAUACUGGGAGAAUACUUGGAAUGCUCCAGGAUGCAGGACUAUGGUGGGAUAGCCUGCCAGCUCCACCUGCUGGCAUUCACCACCUGUCACUGUGGACCAGACCCACCACACAGCAGCCCCAAGUCAGAAGACAUCCUAAGGGAGAGGAUGAACUGCUGCCUCAGAGGGAGAAACCUCAAAUUACUUUAAAAGGAAGGCCAGCUCACCUCUCCUGUCGGGACACCUGCAGCAAGGUAUAAAUGGCCUCAAAACACGUCUUGGACUCUGUGGACCCCGUGAUUUUCAACAAGCGACCUCGGCUGGAGACAGAGGCCACCACCAGCUUUCCGUCCAGCAAAAUCCAAGGCAAAUCCAGCCCUGUGCCCAACCCUGGUUCCGAAAACCAUUUCAACUACAAGGGCUCCUACUUCGCCUGCCCACUGCAGAGCUCCAAGGGUCCUGAGCAGCCCCUGGCCCGCUGGAGCCCAGCACCCACCUACCUACACUAUGGCCCUGGUGCCAUGAGCCAGCCAGCGCCUGCCGAGGGGUCUCUGGUGGACUUCCUGCUGUACCCAUCGGAGAGCCUGGGCGCCCAGAAGGGCAAGGACAGCCUGAUGCAGGAGCAGCUGAUGGCUAGGAAAAAGUUGGACAGCCCAAGAUGCCCCUUACCAGUGAAGAAGCCGGUGGCGGUGAACAAGGCGGCCCCACUCGCAGUCCCUAAGCCGGUGUAUGGAGCCCCUGCCCGCUUCCUGGCCCCCAGGAUGGCUCUGCCGCUGGGAACACGAGUGGAGAGCCUGCAGCAGACACCAAGGGAGGCAAACUGGGCUCUGCCCCCUGCCACCCACCCUCUCCACCUUGGCGAGCCCCACAGGAGGGGUCCCUGCUCUGAGCCCAGCAUCCCACCGCUGCCUUCCAGCCUGGUGCUGCCCGCCAAGGAGCAGUUGGGCUCCCCCGGUGCCUUAUCCCACUACUAUGUCACCUUUGAUAAAUACAGGCCCCCCCCAAGCACCCCGGUCUUGGAAGCAACCUGUCCCACUGCCCACAGCCAGAAUAAGGUGCCAGAGGUCCCCAGCCUCAUCCCAGACUCCUGUCCCAAGCUCCAGCUGCCUGAUACUGGCCUGACAAACCCGGAGAGGCCAGAAAUCUGCUACCCACCCCCCCACUACCCACUGUCUCCCCACAGAGCUUCUCCCUUCUAUCACUCUCCGGCUCCCCGGGCGGGGGAGGCCAGUGCCCUGCCCAGCUCCAGCUUUGUGGAAAGCAGGAAGCCCUUUCCUGGCACUUACCUCAGACCCCAAGCCCCAGGGAGCUACUUUCCCAGCCCCUUGGACCCCUACGUGCUGAGGGCAGCGGGUGCUGGUCCCUCCAAGCCAGUGGUGGUGCUGAGGGAUGCUGAGCUGCCAAGGGAUGUCCAGCUGCCCAGGUACCCUGGUUUUACCUUCAACUCUGGCGAUGAAUCCGUGUUCCACACCUCCUUUGCCACCCCGGAGCCGGGAUGUGAGCAGCACGAGGCGGAAAGUCCACGGUGGCGAGCGGCACCAAGGCACAGCAGCGCUUUCCAACCUGUCUGCACCCCUGAGAAGCUGUCCAGGGGCUCCAGUGGGCUCACGGAGACAUUUCCCAAAAGAGAAGGGAGCUGGGAGAAACCCAGGCAAGGGGAGCAGGAGCCCCCAUACCUGGAGAGGAGGAACACCAGCCCAGCCCCACAGGACACCCCGUGUGGGGGACCAGUGUGUCCUGUCAUCACAGGGAAAGGAAAUGACUGCAAGGUCAAGGAUCCAAACAAGGAGCUUGCCCCCCCUUCUUCAUCCAUAACCCCCCCAAAGGGGGUGGAAGACCCGAGGGACACCAAAGUUUUUUCUUCCUCUCCACCGAUGCCAGUGAUCCACAAUGUCUUCAGCCUGGCACCUUACCAGGAGUACCUGGAGAGGGCCAAGGGCUCAGCCCAUGUCCUCUUCUGCAGGGACCAUCUGUGGGGGGACCCCCCACCUCAAAACAGGAGCCCCAGCCAGGAGCCUGCUUCCCUCAGAGAUACCUUGGUGGUGUCCAGCCUGAGAUCGGACAGCGGUGUGGUGCAGAGCCAAGGGGAAAGAUGUCACAGGAGGGCCCCCAAAAAGCCAAAGCCUGUGUCCCAAGAGCUGGGGUCUCAGGAGGGCAGCCUCGAUGAAGUGGGCGCUGGGGAGCUGCUCAGUGAGGGUAUGGUGCUGGACCUCAGCUUGAAGAAGAGACCGGUGGAAGCCAUGGAGACCCAGGGGCUCACUGGCUGUGUGGAGGGGACGCUGGACCAGGAGGAUGUGGAGGAGGAGGAGAAAGAGGCUACCGGGGGCAAGGUGGGAAUGGGAGAGGGGGCCCAGCCCCAGCUGCUUGAGGUGGGCUCUGGGGACAGGAGCAACUUCCAGAGCUCAGCCACCUUCAUGUUCAAAAAAUACAAGCUCCUGCAGUCCCUCACGCCCAGCACAGAGCCCCCCCAGCAGGAUGGCAGCUCCCAGGCCCCCCAGCCCAGCCCACCCAGCAGCACCCCCACACCAAACCCACCAGCCUCCUCACCAUCCAGCAGCUCCCCAGUCCCACCACCUGGCCCCCAGCCCAGCACCAUCUCAGGCCCAAACCCUCCCCAGCCUCCACUUCCCGAAGCCCCCCUCACCCCAGGGGAGGAGGGGAUCUCACUGGCCAGGAAGUUUGUCAGUCCCCCACCAGACACCCCCUCUGGGCAGUACUUUGCCACCCUGCACACCUGGCUCUGUGACACGAUUUCUGGGUCAGUGUCACAGUCAUCCCCAGAGCUCCUGCAGCAGUGGCUGAAGAAGGCAGAGCUGGCAGAAGAGCUGGGAGAGAUGCCCAAGUCCCUGCCCAAGUCCAAGAACAACUCCAAGGCUCCCACUCCUCAGAAGCCCAUGAAAGGCAAGGAGAUCUGGCUGGCUUUCAAGGACGUGGCCAGGCUCCUUGCCAACCUGCUCUCCCAGCUGGAGACCUUCAUGUUCGCUUGCCCUUUCCCCCACGUCGUCCGGGCAGGAGCCAUCUUCAUCCCCAUCCACGUGGUGAAGGAGAAACUCUUCCCAAAGCUCCCUGGGACCUCCGUUGACCUAGUGCUGCAGAAGCACAAGGUGGAGCUGCGUCCCACCACGCUCUCAGAGGAGAGGCACCUGAGGGACCUGGAGUUGAAGAGCUGCACCUCCCGCAUGCUGAAGCUCCUGGCGCUCAAGCAGCUCCCUGAAAUCUAUCCAGACCUGCUCAACCUCCACUGGCACAACGCCAUCCGGCAGCAGCUCGGUUUGAGGUCGCAAGCUAGCCAGCGUCCUUCCAAGUAAUCCUGGCUCAGACGCUGAAAGCUGAUGGCAAAGGAACAGCCAUGGAUACAUCAGAGAAAAAGGAGGCACUAAGGAAUGUGCCAAGGACAACAGCUAAAUGAGAACGGGAACAGGAAGGUCCCUCAUCUCCAGAGCUGUGGAUAUUGAGAUCACCAGCAGCCCUACGGGGAGGUGCUCAGUUCCCACCAGCAUCAGGGGACCCUCCAAGGACAGUUCUCAGGGUGGAGAACAGCUUAGUGAUGCAGGACCACACGCAGGGAUGCUGGCGUGGUGUCUGGCCCUGCAGGGAUGGGCUCGAGCCCCUCGUGGCAGCUGGAGCUACUUUUCUUUGAACACGUCAUCUCUUAGUGCAUUUCCCACCUCCAUCCAUGACUGACUUGGUGAGCUGGGAGGAAUUGGCUGGAGUUCCAGUGGAUCUGGAGCAAGAGGAGCAUGGAAACGGUCAUAGCACCAUCCCCAGCCUUGGAAAAAGGCUGGCUACUGCAAAGAUAACAUCCUACCUACCUCCUCUCUCCUCUAAAUCCCUUCUCCUGCUUUAUCCAUGCCAUUCCCAAGAAAUGUACCUUCCUUCUGGUUUUUCAUCUUUAAAGUACUACAGAGACCUUACACAACAUCAGCACAAGGGAAUCGUGACUUCUGUAGUCCCGGGGCUAAUUUUUUUUGUUUUAAAUGAAGACAUUUUACAAAUGUUCUGGAUUUACCUUUAUAAGGAGCUGCUGCCUUCAGGUCGUGUGUUUUGGGUGUUUUUUUUCUUUAAAUACAGUAAUUUAUACUUGUCUUUUUAUUUCAACUAAAAGGCUGCAAGAAAGAUUUAAAGACUCCUAAAGAAAAGCCAAACUACUUUACGUCCCAGAUGCUCUUCUAGUGGAGAACACAACACGGGAGAUGCACAUUUAGUGAUCACCUGAAUGGAGAUGUGGUGAUCAUAGGAGCCAUGCUGCCAGGACUUGGAAGCAGGGAUUCUUUCCAUCCCAGGCCUUGGAAGCAGGGAUCUUUUCCAUCCCAGAGGGUUGAUGGGCAUACCAGAACAUACAAACAUCCCCUCGUCCAGGAGGGUGCACAGCAGAGGCCUUGCCAACUCAUCACUCAGGUGUUUCUCCAGCUCUACUGCAGGGCAUGGAGGAACAAAACAAGGAUUCUUAGGAUUUCUUUAUUUCACUACAGGGAAUAUUUAUUUUGAACUAAGAAAAAAAACCUACCCAAACUGUACUUAGCCAAAAGACGUGUUUGCUGUUGGGGGAUUUCUGUGGUUUUCCAUUGGGAUGGACUUGCUGUGGAUGGGACAGGGAAGGGGGGAUGCUGCUGUUCUCCUCACUCUCCCUCACCACGCCAUGGCUGUGCACAGUGAUUGGGAAAGCAUCAUUUGUUAAUAACGUCAUUUUUAUACCUUUUUAUUGCAGGGAAGAAAGUUCCUUCCCCUUAUUUAAUUUUUUUGUAAGAAUGUCAAUUCUAAGAGGUUCUUAACCUGAUUAAAAGAG